This is a messenger RNA of Cyphellophora europaea CBS 101466, 1194 nucleotides long. RefSeq lists its product as uncharacterized. Gene Ontology annotation, biological process: DNA repair. Bases 1 to 1194 code for a protein of 397 amino acids. The record is from RefSeq and is a predicted model, not a curated record. Lineage: Eukaryota; Fungi; Ascomycota; Eurotiomycetes; Chaetothyriales; Cyphellophoraceae. The transcript has a single exon.
AUGCCGCAAGCAGACACUCCGCUGACCGAGCUACUCACUCAGGCACUUUCGCAAAGUCAAACGCUGGUUAAGCAGGUGGAGGAACAGAGUCAGGUUAUUGACCGGCUAUUUCAGUCCGUGUCAGAGAAGCAGGCGGAGAUUGAUCGACUGAAAAAGGUUUUAGGCACGACACAAGCGAAGGAACGGAAGUGGCGGCUGCAGAAUCCGCAAAUACCUUCACCAGUCGUGCUUUCGGACGAGAUAGAUCAAACCAACACUUCGCAACCGUCAACUCCCGUGGCGUCUGCUUGUCGACCCGAAUCUUUCAGGUCCAGUCCACAGAUUCAGGUUCAAUCAUCGCCACCAAGGAAGAAACAGCGUCUCGAGUCGCGCGAGGGCACGCCACUGCGAGAGGUUCAAAACAACACAAAGCUACUUCCCCGGUCGGUGGAUCGUGUCGAGAAGGCAAUUGCAGCAAUUCCGAUCUUAGCAGAAGAUGGGGAGGUUGAUAGCAGGGAAGGCAAACACCAGUCUAAAUCAUCAAAGGUAGAUCCUGCCGUCAGAGGCGAUGCUGCCGGUCGACUGGACGCUCUGCUCGGAUCCCCAGCGCCAUCUGUCGACUUGUUUGCGCAGAGGCCCACUUCCGCCAGCCCAAGGGCCAACAACAGAUCCGUUCCAACCUUACGCAAGAGCUCAAGUGACCUCGAGGCGACAGAUCGCCAAGUGCGGCGAAAGCCACGUUUUGUGCCUCACCCGCCGCAACGGAAGGAGCAGCCUCCACUUCGGUCACGACCUGUUAGCAGCCUGAAACUUUCAGACUUCGUGCUUCGGCCUGAAUAUUUGGAGGAGUGGCACAGACCAAGGGAUCGCCGAAAAUCGGCAUUGGGAGCAAGUGACCAUUCUGAGGAGGACUUGCUGCUAGAUUAUCUGGGUGCUGGGUCGAAGAACAUGCUAGCUAAUAUGACUAAGACUGCAAGGGACAACGCCCUACACGAAGCUCGAAUCCAGAAGAUUGCCCAGGGGUUUGCAGAAAGGAGUGCACCACUCGUAACAGCAGAGUGGCCCGGGGGAGGUUACUGGGAAGUCGAGUUUGGAGGGACACAGGAAGAUGAGAAGCGGCGGAACGAGUUGGUAGAGAGGACGCGGGCGGAGGUCGAGCAUCGUGUGAUCGAAGCAAUGAAGCCUGAUGGUAGGUACAAGUUUCGGGACGAGUGA